GGCGGUACAAUAGGGUUGGGCCGAGGCCGGGGCUGUGGGCCGGCGCCGGGCUCAGUGCGAGAUCGCGGCCCAGAGCCGCCGACACUCGGGCAGCCCAUCAACUGCAAGCCCCGGAGAACGCCAGCCUCGACUCCCCCGCAACCCCUCACCCCCCGCUGAACUCUUGCCCAAGCCUUUUGAAUCCGUUGCCCACCGAGGUGGGGGAGGCGGGUGAGGGCCGGGCCGUGAUGCGCCGCGGGACCCCUGUCUUGGCCUCGGGCCGCCGCCGCCGCCGCCGCUGAAAGCAACCUUCAGCCCUCCCCAUCCCCAACCCUCCACCCCCCCCCCCAAACCCUCUAGUGACGCCGCAGCCAUGGAGAGCGGCCCGCAUGCGAAGCUGGGUCCCGGUGCACCCUCAGCUGUGGAAGCCAGGAUUCCCCCAGAGCCAAGACCUUCUCCAGAAGGGGACCCUUCCCCACCACCGCCGCCACCACCAAUGUCAGCCUUGGUCCCUGACACUCCACCGGACACCCCUCCUGCCAUGAAGAAUACCACUAGCCCUAAGCAGCUUCCACUGGAACCAGAGAGUCCUCCAGGGCCAGUAGAGCCUAUGCCAGCUCCCCAACAAGAAGACUCCCCAUUCUCAGAUGCAAAGAACAGGGGACCCACUCCACCAGCCACAGGCCAACGAGAUGCCAGGCCUCCUCGAAGGAGUAGUCAACCAUCCCCAACGGCAGUGCCAGCCUCUGACAGCCCUUCCACCAAGCAAGAUGUAAAGAAGGCAGGAGAAAGACACAAGCUGGCCAAGGAGCGCCGAGAAGAACGGGCCAAGUACCUGGCGGCCAAGAAGGCAGUGUGGCUGGAGAAGGAGGAGAAGGCCAAGGCGCUGCGGGAGAAGCAGCUCCAGGAGCGCAGGCGGCGUCUGGAGGAGCAGCGGCUUAAAGCCGAGCAGCGCCGAGCAGCCCUGGAGGAGCGGCAGAGGCAGAAGCUAGAGAAAAACAAGGAACGCUAUGAAGCAGCCAUCCAGAGGUCAGUGAAGAAGACCUGGGCUGAAAUCCGGCAGCAGCGCUGGUCCUGGGCAGGGGCCCUGCACCACAGCUCCCCCGGACAUAAGACCAGUGGGAGCAGGUGCUCCGUGUCGGCAGUAAACCUGCCCAAACACGUGGACUCUAUAAUCAACAAGCGGCUCUCAAAGUCCUCUGCCACACUCUGGAACUCCCCCAGUAGAAAUCGCAGCCUGCAGCUGAGCGCAUGGGAGAGCAGCAUUGUGGAUCGUCUGAUGACGCCCACCCUCUCCUUCCUGGCUCGGAGUCGCAGCGCGGUCACACUGCCCCGCAACGGCCGCGACCAGGGUAGGGGCAGCGGCCUUGGGAGACGCCUCGCGAGGGCCCGGGCAGGGACCGGUCUCGUGCCCGGACCACACCCCGACCGCACUCAUCCCUCCGCAGCCGUGCCCGUGUGCCCGCGCUCGGCCUCCGCCAGCCCCCUGACGCCUUGCAGCGCCCCCCGGAGUGCGCACCGCUGCGCCCCGGCCGGGGAGCGCCCCGAGCGGCGCAAGCCCAGCGCCGGUGGCGGCAGCCCCUCUCUGGUGCGCCGCCGGCCCGAAGCCUCGCCGGUGCAGAAAAAAGAGAAGAAGGACAAGGAGCGAGAAAACGAGAAGGAAAAGAGUGCCCUGGCCCGGGAGCGCAACCUCAAGAAGCGCCAGUCGCUGCCGGCGUCCGUGCGACCGCGCCUCUCCUCGGGCACCGCCUCUGAGCUCAGCCCCAAGUCCAAGGCCCGGCCAUCUUCUCCCUCUACAACUUGGCACAGACCUGCCUCCCCGUGCCCCAGCCCAGGGCCAGGCCAUGCCCUGCCUCCAAAACCACCAUCUCCCCGAGGCACCACUGCGUCCCCCAAGGUGCGGGCUCGAAGGAAGGAGGAGGCAAAGGACAGCCCCAGCUCAGCAGGGACGGAGGACAAGAGCCAGAGCAAGGGCAAGACCAGCGAGGAAAAGGAGCCAGCGGCCCCUGCCUCGCCAGCGUCCUCACCAGUGCCCUCACCCACCCCAACCCAGCCUCAGAAGGAGCAGCCCGCCACUGAGACCCCUGCAGAUAGAGCUGUCCCGCCCUCACCCCCAGCCCCUGCGCCCACUCCCGCCCCGGCGGUGACCCCUAGCAAGCCCAUGGCUGGCACCACGGACCGAGAAGAAGCUACCCGGCUCCUGGCGGAGAAGCGGCGCCAGGCCCGGGAGCAGCGGGAGCGUGAGGAACAGGAGCGGAAGCUGCAAGCCGAGCGGGACAAGCGGAUGCGGGAGGAGCAGCUGGCGCGGGAGGCCAAAGCCCGAGCCGAACAGGAGGCCGAGGCCCGGCGGCGGGAGGAGCAGGAGGCCCGGGAGAAGGCGCAGGCCGAGCAGGAGGAGCAGGAGCGGCUGCAGAAGCAGAAAGAGGAGGCCGAAGCCCGGUCCAGGGAAGAAGCGGAGCGCCAGCGUCUGGAGCGGGAAAAGCACUUCCAGAGGGAGGAGCAGGAGCGGCAAGAGCGCAGGAAGCGUCUGGAGGAGAUCAUGAAGCGCACUCGGAAGUCGGAAGCUGCUGAAACCAAGCAGAAGCAGGAUGGAAAAGAGGCCACGGCCAACAAUUCCAGCCCAGACCCUGUGAAAGUCAUAGAGACCCGGCCCUCUGGGUUGCAGAAGGAGGCUGUGCAGAAAGAGGAGCUGCCCGCCCAGGAGACUCAGUGGAGCCUGCCAAGCAAGGAGCUACCAGGGUCUCUGGUGAAUGGCCUGCAGCCUCUCCCAGCACACCAGGAGAAUGGCUUCUCCCCCAAGGCACCUUCUGGGGACAAGAGUCUGGGCCGAACACCAGAGGCCAUCCUGCCCUUUGCAGAGGCAGAAGCCUUCCUCAAGAAAGCCGUGGUGCAGCCCCCACAGGUCACAGAAGUUCUUUAAGCAGUUGCCUUGGACCCUGGCGCAGCUAUGAGGGCUCCUCUUCAUCAUCUGUGAUGUCUGGAGGAGAGACAGAGCAAAGAUGGACUUGGCCUGGGCCCCUGGGGGUGGGGCCUCUCUUAUUUUUAAUCUGCACCUUAUAGACUGAUGUGUCUUUGGCUGGAGCCAGACUCUGCCCCUCAGUGCAUUCGUGUGCUCACACACGCGGACAUGCCCUCUCCCUCAUACACACAUACACUCACAGCCUCUCUGGCCUUUCCUCUGGGGAAGGACCACCUGUAGUAUUUGCCUUGGAUUGGUGGGGUACAGUGGAUGUGAAUACUGUAAAUAGCUUGAGCUCAGAUGCCUCUGUGUGGAGGGGGCGGGUGCAGAAGGUAGACCCUCCUCCCAGGGCUCCCUGGGGAGAUCUUCCUCUCUCUAUUUAACUGUAACUGAGGGGAAGCCCAGGUCUGGGAAUGGGGGGGCACCUUGGGCCACAAGAUACUGGUUGCUUUGGGGGUAAUGCCCCCUGACCUCGCCUGGAAUCAGUGUUAAUUGCAUCUGAUCAAACUUCUCCAGAAAUAAAGUGAGAAUAAUUCUGCCAA
This is a messenger RNA of Jaculus jaculus (lesser Egyptian jerboa), 3480 nucleotides long. RefSeq names its product MAP7 domain containing 1 (gene Map7d1). The record is from RefSeq and is a predicted model, not a curated record. Gene Ontology annotation, cellular component: microtubule cytoskeleton. The coding region runs from base 353 to 2899 and encodes 848 amino acids. NCBI's taxonomy places the organism in Eukaryota, Metazoa, Chordata, Mammalia, Rodentia, Dipodidae. The transcript has 17 exons. Gene Ontology annotation, biological process: microtubule cytoskeleton organization.